GUCCCAACUUCAAAGCCCAGACUUUGCAACGGAAAUUCUCAGAUUGUCGUCACAUGCUUCUAUGAAACUACCUCCGUCUGAGCAACUUCAUGAAUAUUGGAAGUUGGAAGACUGCACCUCUUUCAUGGGAAGGCUAGACUAUUAAAAAGUCUUUUUUUUUUUUUAUUUCUUUUUAUGUUAUAGCCUAAUUGGUUUGGUGUGGUCUUCUGCUUCAUUGGCAUCGGCCAUGCAUGGUCUUGACCCUCCUAAGUCCUGACCACCUACCACCUACCCCUACCUGUCAUUCUUCCUUUCCGCUCUCUGUUUGCUUCCAAGUUCACACCUUUCACAGACACCCAGGAACGACAGAGGUGUGACAGGCAGUAGUCUUGAAUCUUGAUUCCGCCAUGUCUGAUAUCAUUAAAGAAUCUUGGGGAAAAUAUCUGCUACAACUGCAACUCCAUCCUCUUAGAACCAAGGCAAUUACUGCUGGCGUUUUAGCUGGAUGUAGUGAUGCAAUUGCCCAGAAGAUUUCUGGAGUCAAAAAGCUUCAACUAAGAAGAUUACUUCUUAUAAUGCUUUAUGGGUUUGCAUACUCGGGACCGUUUGGGCACUUUCUGCACAAGCUGAUGGACAUCAUCUUCAAGGGAAAGAAGGGCAACAAAACGGUUGCUAAGAAGGUGAUUUUGGAACAAUUAACUUCAUCUCCUUGGAACAACAUGUUUUUCAUGAUGUACUAUGGUCUUAUAGUUGAAGGAAGACCAUGGGGCUUAGUCCAGAAAAAAGUCCAGAAGGACUAUCCUCCUGUCCAGUUGACUGCAUGGAAGUUUUGGCCUAUAGUAGCUUGGGUGAACUACCAGUAUAUGCCUUUGCAACUCCGUGUCUUGUUCCAUAGCCUUGUUGCUUCAUGCUGGGCAAUAUUUCUGAAUCUAAAGGCAAGAUCUGUUGCUAUAAAGAAGGCAUAGGAGGUGGAUGCCCAAUUUCGCUUUGGAAAUUCUAUUUAAUUCUUGGAAAACUAUUAGUAUCAUGUAAUGCUUAUAUAAUCUGCUUAAAGACUACAGAGAGACAAAGGUUGUUUGUUAUGAGGCUAAUGGAAGCUAAUUUCUUAGUUCA
Messenger RNA from Nelumbo nucifera (sacred lotus), 1092 nucleotides. RefSeq names its product Peroxisomal membrane 22 kDa (Mpv17/PMP22) family protein. NCBI's taxonomy places the organism in Eukaryota, Viridiplantae, Streptophyta, Magnoliopsida, Proteales, Nelumbonaceae. The record is from RefSeq and is a predicted model, not a curated record. Gene Ontology annotation, cellular component: cytoplasm; membrane.